This is a messenger RNA of Trematosphaeria pertusa, 972 nucleotides long. RefSeq lists its product as uncharacterized. Bases 31 to 972 code for a protein of 313 amino acids. The record is from RefSeq and is a predicted model, not a curated record. NCBI's taxonomy places the organism in Eukaryota, Fungi, Ascomycota, Dothideomycetes, Pleosporales, Trematosphaeriaceae. The transcript is spliced from 3 exons.
AGCAGCACAACAGAACUUUCGGAUGUCGCAAUGAUGAAGCCCGCAAUAGGCAGACUGGCAAGUUCUAAGGCAUUCGAGUCAGAAUACGAUUACAUUCGUAGGAUGGAGGCACAGAGUGAUAUCGGAUUCUUCAAAACAAACGACAUGACAUACGAGUACACAUCCGAAACCUUCACAAAGACUUCGCGACUUCCAGUUCAUACUCAACGGCCUGAUGGCAGUCCUUUCGUGUGGUAUAGAUCCUGGAACCAUGAGCGCAUCACGAACGAGGCUAAAGCCUUGGAACUAGUCUCGAGGGAGACGGACAUACCUGUUCCGCAACUGCUUGGCCAUGGAACUUAUCCAGACGGUCGGAGGUAUUUGAAGACAAAGUUCAUGGAAGGUCCUCGUCUGGACACGUUUCCUAGCCGAAGUUGCUCAAAGCCAGAGGGACAGAAGCAUACAGACGAUACGCCAUGCAAAGACUGUUCAGACCAGGCUUAUAGAAAUGCUCUCGAGUUCAUUUCUGGCACGGUUUUGCCACAGCUCGCGACCAUGAAAUCCCAAUACCGGGGUAUCGAUGGAUUUGUUAUGCCCCCGUCUUGGCCAAGCCCUGACGUCCAGGCUCCGUGGAUAGGAAAAGAAUGCUGGAAGACUCUCCCCUUAAAACUGCCUGAGUACGUCUUCCAACAUGGCGAUAUUGCGGCUCACAACAUCAUAAUGGAUCCACGAACACUGGGGGUAAAGGCAUUGAUUGAUUUCGAAUAUGCUGGAUUUUACCCACCAGGAAUGGAGAAUUGGCCUGGAACGCUUUGUCCAGAUGCGUACAAUAGGCGUAGCAAAAGCAUAGCCCAUCUGAUAAAGCAAUUCCUUGCCACGGAGUACGUAGAAUGUUACGACAAGUGGAGCGACAAAAAGGGAUUACACGAGUUAAUCAAACUUGGGGAACUUCCGCCCCCAGAUCAAAUGAGGCAGGAUGGCACAGAGGAUUAA